Molecule: messenger RNA, 666 nt
Organism: Plasmodium malariae
Lineage: Eukaryota; Apicomplexa; Aconoidasida; Haemosporida; Plasmodiidae
Product: conserved Plasmodium protein, unknown function
Exons: 1
Coding region: 1-666 (221 amino acids)
Source: RefSeq, a predicted model, not a curated record
AUGGGAGGUAGAAAAACCAUUUUUCUUUUAUUUUAUCAGCUGUUUAUAACUUCUGCACUGUGCAGUAAAAACCUAAUUCAAUUAAAUUAUCAAAUAAAUUCGUAUUCGUUAGAUAAUAAAAAUUAUAAAGAAUGGAAUAAUAUAGGAACAUUUAUAUUAAACAAAAAUCAAAUAUUUAAUACAUCAAAUACGCAUGUAGAGGAAAAAAGAAAACUUAUUGAAAAAUUAAAGGAAGGGAAAUUCGAUUAUGUUUUAUUUCAGUUAUGCUAUGAUACAAAGCAACAAACAUGUAUACAGACAUAUGCUGAUAAAAGCAAAGUUCAUAAUGUUGACAACUUUGCACUUUUAGUAGGAUUAAAUAAUAAUUAUAUACCAUAUGUGUUUAAUUAUAGAACACAUAAACAGCAUAAUGAUGAAAACAUUCAUAUAUUCUCGGAGUUGUUUAUGGUUAAAGUUUCUUCAGUAUCAGUGUCCAUUGACUUACAUAAUUUAAAAAAAGCAGAGGGCAAUGUAAAACCAAAAAAUAAAGAAAAUGAACAAGAGAAAGAAAAAGAAAAACCCUUAUCCUUUAUACGUAAAUACUGGAUUUAUAUAGCCAUAUUUUUUUUAUCCUUAUCUAUAUCAAAACAUUUCACAGAAGAUAUGCAGCAGCCGACCAAUAGGUAA